CUCCGCUGGAGUUUGUCAGUGUGUUUGUGUCUAUUGCUGCACGUGCACGCUUGUAUGUGUGCAAGCCCACUCAUGGCAGCGGACUAUGACGGUUCGUAGAUUUGACAGCUAGCUCAAUGCGGGUUCAGACGUUCAUUAUACCGCGACCGAUGUAAUUUUCGUGAAAUAUUUGUCAUCGUUAAUACGUGUGACAAAGACGUGAUCGAAGAGUGUUGUGACGCGACAUCGAAACAGUGAUAGAGAUAGAGGACAAAUUUACCCGCGAACUUGAACUUGGUUGGCCAAUUUGAAAAUGUCCGAAAUGUAGAUUGAUUUGUGACAUGCCCCAUCUCGAGGAGUUUUUACGAUGCUUGUAAUUAGAUGCGGCUCGUUGGACAUCAUUCCGGGGAAUAUCAGUAUGAUUAAGAAAUUGUUUGUGGUUUUGUGGUGUCGAAUGGACAUAACGAAUGUAAACUCGUUAUUCGUUGAAUGCAAAUAAACUGAAUCAAUUAUGACAAUUUAGUAUAGAAUAUCACUAUGAGGUGAUAAAUGUAGAUAGGUAUAAACAAUAUAAACACUUUACGUUCGUGUCAAGCAAAGUGAUUCUUUAUAUAUUUUAAAAAAGUGUUAUUUAUUAACAAGUGAAUAAUGACAUGAUUUAAAAGUGCAAUGUUGUAAAUAUGGACACUGAAAAUUGUAAAAUUAAGUAAAAUUUAUUUUGGAUACAUUACUGAUACGUCGAGGAACUGAUGAGGAGACACCGUCCGUUGGCACAUCGUGAACCCCCAGUGUACACAUCGUUCGCUGCCGUGUAGUGAAUGGAAUCCGAAGUGUUUGUGUAGUGACAUAACGGUGUUAGUGUCGGCCCUUGAGGCCGAGAAUCUGCAACGGAAGAUACGGACGCGAGCCGCGCGGGCUGUGGGCCCGCGAUGAGCGCCAACAACUGCGACAGCAUGACAUAUUUCUCUUCCGCGUACAUGCCAGACAUGAGGAACGGAGGUGGUCAUGAGCACCAGCAGGCGCACGCGCACUACGGCGCAGUGCCACAGCAAGGGCAUGAUAUGGAGGGCUGCGAACAGCAAAUGAGGCCGGCGCAGCAUCAUUAUCCCGCGCAACCAGCGCCGGGUAUGCCAUACCCUAGGUUUCCGCCGUAUGACCGGUUGGGAUAUUACCAGCAAAUGGAACAAAAUGGGUACCGGCCAGAUAGCCCGACUCAAAUGGGCCAUAUGGGUCCAAAAUCAGACGGGUAUGGCCCGAAUGGACACCAACCACCGACGCCUGCAGUCUACACGUCGUGUAAGCUUCAAGCGGCGGCGGCGACAGCAGGUGGAGUGCCUGGCAGUCCGCCACUGGAGCAAGCGCAGCAAAUGCCGCACCAUAUGCACCCCCAACAGCACAUGGUGCAGCAUGGGGUACCCCCACACCAACAGCACCUUAUGUACCCAGUGGAUGACAUGCAGCAUCAGACGCAAAUGCCACCGAUGCACCAGCAAUCGAUACAUGCACAGCAACCCCCUCCACAACAGCCCCCGCCGAACACUAACGCGUCGCUGCCGAGUCCUUUAUACCCCUGGAUGCGGAGUCAAUUUGAGAGGAAGCGAGGACGUCAGACGUACACCCGCUACCAGACGCUGGAACUGGAGAAAGAGUUCCACUUCAAUCGCUACCUGACGCGGAGGAGGCGGAUCGAGAUUGCGCACAGUCUUUGCCUGUCGGAGCGCCAGAUCAAGAUCUGGUUCCAGAACCGGCGCAUGAAGUGGAAGAAAGACAACAAGACCAAAGGCGAGCCAGGGUCUGGAGACGAGCCCGAUAACAUGAGCCCGCCCACCUCGCCGCAAUAAGGCCUCUAGUUUAGUUCACGGUCCAAACAAAGGAUCUCUUCGUUUCAGAUUACAAGGAAAUUGGUUUCCGUGUCCAUUUAGUUUCCGCGUAUCGUUGACUUGCGUUCGAUGGAUGAUUCGGCGUUGCGCGUCCGCGUAGAUACGGUGAAUCUGGAACUGUCGAUCCGAGACCGGUCACUAGAACAGUUUCAUUUGUAUAAAUUGUAUGUUGGACUUUUCAUGAUAAUAUUACAUUAUAAACUAAUACGUAACCUAGUGAUUUGGAAUAAAGAAUAAUGAUAGUGUGAUGGAGAUUUUUACAGUUGUUAAGUAUAAAUUAAUUUAUAGAACAAUCUCAAUACCAAUAAUUACCAAAAACGCAGUAUAUAAUGAUUAGUAAACUGCAUCGACAUUUAUGUGAUUAUAUAGCUGGAUAAUUAUCAUUUUGGAAUAAUUCAAUCAUUUUGUAAUUGGUCAUUGUAUUCAGAAAUUUUUUGACAAAGUGCUUGAUGUAAUUAUUUAUUUCGUGACAAAUCGUUUUCUCCAUACCAAUUUAAUUUAUUUCAACUUAAUUUGUUACUAUUUCUUUAAAAUAUAAGGUUGAUUUGGUGUUAAGCACUUUGUAAAGAAAUUAGCAAAAAUAUACUUCCCUAUACUUAAUUUUGAAUCACAAAACCAUAAGGACCUCUUAUAAUUAACCAUUGAUAAGAAGGCAAUUAGUAUCCAUAUUGUUAUUAUUUAAUAUAUUUGAUGUUUUAUUUCUAAUUAAGCUAUCGAGAUACUAUUCUGUACAUACAUACCUACAUAAUAAUUUUUAGAAUUUAUAAUGUACAAUUGUUUUAGUGUGAAUAAUUAUAUUCGAGAUUAAUUUGUGAAACAACGAUUAGUUUCGUGUUCUGGAUACGAGUGUUUAUUUUGUGGAUCUUCUCUGAUUUUCACUUUUGGUUCAUAAUAAUUUGUAGUAUGGAAAGGCCAGUUAAACAAGUGCAAUGUAUACGAUUUUUCGAUGACACAUAUACGUAAUUAAUACUGAUAAUAACGUCAUAGGAAAUUUAUUAUAAUUAUAAAAUGUUACGAGAAUGAAAAAUUAUCGUUUAGAAAAUACAUAUUGAGAUUUCGAUUAUUCUUUGAUAAACUUCUAUUACAAUGACAAAAUGAAUGUUGUGCCAUUCAGUGAGGUGAAAAUAAUUUAAAAGACAACUCGGAUUGAGACACUGGAUAUGAAGUUAAUGAUGUUGAUAAUAACGAAACAAAGGUUACCUUCGAACUUGUAGGUGCAGGUAGAGAUAUUAUUUGAUUCUUACGGAUGUGUAAAGUAGGUACACAGUAUACCAAAGUUAGAGAAUAAAAUGCCGGUUGUUCAAUGUUCAUGUAACGACGAACCUUUGUCAGGCUACAAUUAGCUCGUAUAAAAUAAUAUCGAUGCUGAUUGUUCCUCUUUACCACUUCGUUUUAUUGAAAGGUAUUUUUAUAAAAUCAUUGCCUAUGGUAAACCGAUAUACGUAAAAUUAUCGAACAUUUAUAUUUUACUCGUAACACGAUGUUUUUACGAAAAUAUUUAAAAAAAAAAGGAGAGGGAGAAAUUAAGAAGGUUGAACUUUCAUCAGGAUUCGCGUUAUACGUUUUUCGUAUUAAUGUAAACUAUUUGUAAAUUAUUACUCUUUUUUUUCACAUAGAAUGUAAUUAGCGAAUGUUUACUAAGAACUCAAUGAGCCGGCUUCAGUUUAUAAAUAUUAUGUUUUAUUUUAUUUUGUGCUGUGUUCGUUAAGUGAAUGUAAAUUGUAAUAAUUGUAUAUUGUCAAUAUUAUUCAAUAUUUAUUUAUUGAUUUGCUUAAUUAGGUUCGCUUUCAUGUACUUCGUUUUUAAACUGAUCGAGUAUUUAUUACUUGAUUACUGUCUGGCUGGGAUGUAUUUUUUAUGAUUCUCAUUUGAAUUUGCUCAAACAUCUCACGUUUAUGUUGUACAUUUUUUUCUAGCAAUAAGAAUUGUUUUAUAUUGUGUAAAAUUGAAACUAUGAAACGUAUUUGUAAUGGAUGGUAUUUACAAUGGUGGCAUAGAUUAUAUUAUAUUUUGUUGAAAAAUCAUGUGCAAUCUUAACUAAAAUGAAGUACUAGGAAUCCCUUGCCAGAUAGAAACCUCGACUUCUAUAUGAUUUGUUAAAUUCACAUAUUAGGCUUGCAAAGUUCAAAUUUAGUUUCGGUUAAGUAUAUCUACAACUGUCCCCGAACUUUUCAAAAUUAGAACUGUAGAGAGAAAUGGGAACCUAAUUUGAUGGAUAUUAUUUACCAUUUAUGUCCUAUCGAUUCAAAAUUUAUGAGAUAUAACUAUAAUUAGUAACUUAUUAAGGUUAGGCGAGACGAUAUUGUCAUAAAUAUAUAAAUACAUGAAAUUAAUAAAGCAUAAUGAUUGUA
This is a messenger RNA of Galleria mellonella (greater wax moth), 4210 nucleotides long. RefSeq names its product homeotic protein antennapedia-like. Lineage: Eukaryota; Metazoa; Arthropoda; Insecta; Lepidoptera; Pyralidae. Gene Ontology annotation, biological process: anterior/posterior pattern specification; negative regulation of transcription by RNA polymerase II. The record is from RefSeq and is a predicted model, not a curated record. The transcript has 3 exons. Gene Ontology annotation, cellular component: nucleus. Gene Ontology annotation, molecular function: RNA polymerase II cis-regulatory region sequence-specific DNA binding; DNA-binding transcription factor activity, RNA polymerase II-specific. The coding region runs from base 909 to 1820 and encodes 303 amino acids.